UAACUAAUCGUUUUGGCUAAAACCCUAAUUCUCUGUCUCUCAUUCUUUUUCCUCUCCGCAUCUCUCAUUCCUUGUCUGGUGGCGUUUACACCAUGCCGAAGCAUUACAGACCAGCGGGAAAAAAGAAGGAAGGGAAUGCGGCUAGGUAUAUGACCAGGUCGCAAGCUCUCAAACAUCUUCAAGUUAAUUUGAAUCUAUUCAGGAGACUAUGUAUUGUCAAAGGUAUAUUUCCCCGAGAACCGAAGAAGAAGGUGAAGGGAAACCAUCACACUUACUACCAUGUCAAGGACAUUGCUUUCCUCAUGCACGAGCCUCUUCUUGAGAAGUUCAGGGAAAUCAAAACAUAUCAAAAGAAGGUCAAAAAAGCCAAGGCUAAGAAAAACGAGGAGCUUGCACGCCUUCUACUUACUCGCCAACCCACUUACAAGCUAGAUAGAUUGAUCCGCGAAAGGUAUCCAACAUUUAUUGAUGCACUGCGAGACUUGGAUGACUGUCUUACCAUGGUUCAUCUUUUUGCGGUGUUACCUGCAUCAGACAGGGAAAAUCUUGAAGUUAAGAGAGUCCACAACUGUAGAAGAUUGACUCAUGAAUGGCAAGCUUACAUUUCACGUUGUCAUGCAUUACGUAAAGUGUUUGUGUCUGUCAAGGGUAUUUACUAUCAGGCUGAAUUAGAAGGUCAAAAGAUCACUUGGUUGACCCCUCAUGCAAUACAACAAGUAUUUACAAAUGAUGUUGACUUUGGUGUCCUGCUUACUUUCUUGGAAUUUUAUGAGACUCUCCUUGCCUUUAUUAACUUCAAGCUUUACCAUUCUCUGAAUGUGAAAUAUCCGCCAAUCCUUGAUUCUCGGUUGGAGGCUUUGGCUGCAGAUCUCUAUGCACUGUCAAGAUACAUAGAUGCCAGCUCCAGAGGCAUGGCGGUGGAACCUAAGGUUGACGCUUCAUCUAGCUCACAGUCAAAUGACCGUGAAGAGUCUGAACUGAGACUUGCACAACUUCAGCACCAGCUGCCUUCGAGUGAGCCUGGAGCAUUGAUGCAUCUUGUUGCAGAUAACAAUAAAGAGGUUGAAGAGGAUGAAGAAACUAGAGUGUGCAAGUCACUCUUCAAAGAUCUGAAGUUUUUCUUGAGCCGUGAGGUUCCGAGAGAGUCCCUGCUUUUUGUGCUUCCUGCUUUUGGUGGGAUGGUGUCUUGGGAAGGAGAAGGUGCACCAUUCAAGGAGGAUGAUGAGAGUAUUACACAUCAUAUCAUCGAUAAGCCAAGCGCAGGCCAUGUGUAUCUUUCAAGGGUGUAUGUGCAACCACAGUGGAUCUAUGACUGUGUGAAUGCUCGCAUAAUCUUGCCAACUGAAAAGUACUUGGUCGGAAGAAUUCCACCGCCACACUUGUCACCAUUUGUGGACAAUGAAGCAGAAGGAUAUGUUCCUGAUUAUGCCGAAACCAUCAAAAGACUACAAGCAGCAGCCAGAAACGAAGUUCUUCCGUUGCCAGGUGUUGGGAAAGAGGAUCUUGAAGAUCCUCAAAACUUAUUGUACGCUGGUGUUAUGAGUCGUGCUGAGGAAGCCGAAGCUGCAAAGAACAAGAAGAAGAUGGCUGCGCAGGAGAAACAAUACCAUGAGGAACUGAAGAUGGAAAUAACUGCAAGUAAGGAUGUUGUAGCACCUGUGGUGGCUGAAGAUGAGGGUGAAGAAUCAGUUCCUGAUGCUAUGCAAAUAGCUCAAGAGAAUGCUGAUAUGAGCACAGUGCUGAUGUCCCGUAAGAAGAGGAAGCUCUACGAAGCCAUGAAGAUUGGGCAGAAAAAGAAGAAGGCAAGUGUUGAACUAAUCGAGCAGCGCAAGAAAAAGUUGAAUGAUGCUCAAUCAUAAUAACUUGUUUAUUUCUUGUUUACAUUUCUGUUCUCUCAAGCUUUUUCCUUAGUCAUGUAUCAUCUUUAAGUCUUUCGCUACAUGUACUUCCAAAAAUUUUAAGAAAGUUUUGAUUUUGAU
Messenger RNA from Arabidopsis arenosa, 1979 nucleotides. Lineage: Eukaryota; Viridiplantae; Streptophyta; Magnoliopsida; Brassicales; Brassicaceae. The record is from the annotation of a GenBank genome assembly.